AUGGGCUCGCAUCGCUUUGAGAUCACGCUUCCCGAACCCACACCCGCUCCAGUCCAGGACGUGAAAAUGAACACCGCCGUUCAGCCAGUCCGUCCAGCGACGCCCAUGCCCCGAUUACCACGCUCGCAACUGCAGGCCAACACCUUUACGCCACUGCAGAGCUACGCAGCAUACGCGAGCGUGGCCGAGUGCCGCGAAUACCGCGCGUCCUUACGCGCGAUGCCAGCUGGAGGGAAGCGCCGUACACCGAGCUACGCCCAAAUGGCACACAUCCCCGGUUUCCGGGUCUGA
Peniophora sp. CBMAI 1063 is the source of this 291-nucleotide messenger RNA. The record is from the annotation of a GenBank genome assembly. Lineage: Eukaryota; Fungi; Basidiomycota; Agaricomycetes; Russulales; Peniophoraceae.